Phymastichus coffea is the source of this 8478-nucleotide messenger RNA. It is a transcript of the gene Tor, whose product is annotated as serine/threonine-protein kinase mTOR. NCBI's taxonomy places the organism in Eukaryota, Metazoa, Arthropoda, Insecta, Hymenoptera, Eulophidae. Gene Ontology annotation, molecular function: protein-containing complex binding; protein serine/threonine kinase activity; protein binding. The transcript has 12 exons. The record is from RefSeq and is a predicted model, not a curated record. Bases 609 to 8357 code for a protein of 2582 amino acids. Gene Ontology annotation, biological process: negative regulation of macroautophagy; TOR signaling; protein phosphorylation. Gene Ontology annotation, cellular component: TORC2 complex; nucleus; TORC1 complex.
ACGUACAUAUGUGACCGGGGCCUGAAUUACAUGGAGAAUCUGAUGCGAACUUUUUCAAUCCUAAUCUGUAUUUCGUUAUAUAUCUGUACUUGUCCCUCACUCAUCCAACAUUUUCGUAAGAGGCAAAAGCAGUAAGCAGUGCCAGCAGUAGUCAAAAAUAUGUACACAUAGAUGGCGCACGAUACUCGAAAUUUCUUGGUUAAAAUUUUCGUAAAAUGUCCUUGUAUUAUACUGCUAUACUAUACUAUAAUACUAUAUUAUAGACACUACGUCACCAUAGAUGUUGACGAUUAACUAAACAUGGGUGUUUAUCUAUUCUAUUAUGUUUUAAUAAAAAUUGAACAAUGAGUAUUACACGAGUUGGACUAGUAAGUGUUGGUGUACUCGGUUAUUGGCUAGCGAUAUUGGCGGUGAAUCUAUUUUCACUGUAAAAAAAUCCCACCAAACGCAAAAAAUGAUGAUAUCUCAUCGAGUAGGUGUUAUUAUUAAAGCGUAACUAUUAUGUUAUUUCACAUUUGAGAGAAGACGCAUGCCGAGAAAUGCAGUAGAGAUCUAACCUCUAACAACACCAUUGAUCUAAGUCGCGGGCACAAAAUAGUGUCGCCAAAAUGAGUGCGUCGACGGGAGUGGUACAGCAACUGGUCGGGCGGCUGAAGUCUAAGCACGAGGAAGUGCGCGCAAAAGCCGCUCGGGAGCUGAGCCUGUACGUGAAGACGGAGUUGCGCGAGGCGACCCAGGACGAGAUCACGGCGUUCAUGGACGAAUUCAACCACCAUAUAUUCGAGAUGGUCUCGGGCUCGGACAUAAACGAAAAGAAGGGUGGCAUCCUUGCAAUCGUGUGCCUGAUCGGCGCGGACGUGGGCAAGAUCAACACGCGCACUAUCCGCUUCGCCAACUAUCUGCGCAACCUUCUGCCGUCGAACGACGUGGGCGUGAUGGAGCUGGCGGCGCGCACGGUGGGCAAGCUGGCGCUGGUCUCGGGCACCUGCACCGCCGAGUACGUGGAAUUCGAGGUGAAGAAGGCCUUCGAGUGGCUGAGCGGCGACCGCCACGAGAACAAGCGCCACGCGGCCGUGCUGGUGCUGAAGGAGCUGGCCUCGACGAUGCCCACCUACUUCUACCAGCAAGUCAGCCAGUUCUUCGAGCUGGUGUUCCAGGCGGUGCGCGACCCCAAGCCCGUGAUCCGCGAGCAGGCGGUCGAGGCGCUGCGCGCCGCUCUCGUGGUCACGGCGCAGCGCGAGUCGGUGCAGCCGGCGGGCGGGCCGGCCGCGGCCACGGAGGCCGCACUGGACGUGCGCCCCAAGCAGUGCCACUGGUACCGGCUCUGCUACGACGAGGUGCUGGCCGGCCUGGAGGAACCCGCGGCCCGCGAGAAGGCCGGCAGCCGCGAGGAGCGCGCGCACGGCUCGCUGCUCGUGCUCAACGAGCUGCUGCGCUGCAGUAACCUGCAGUGGGAGCGUCGCUACGAGGAGCUGAUGGAGCGGCUGAGCUGCCCGGGCGCGCCCGAGCUGGACCCGCUGGCGCUGGCGCCGCCGCGCUUUCGCGGCGCUGGGCCGCACCACGGGCGCCAGCAGCAGCAGCCGGCGCCGCGGCGACCGCUGCUGCACGAGUCGGCGGCCUGUCGCGCGCUCAUGCUCGAGCGCCUGGACGAGGUGGUGGACGAGGCGCUGGCCCAGCGCCACAGCCGCAGCCCACACAUCCAGCAGGCGCUGAUGCAGCUGCUCCCGCGACUGGCGGCCUUCCGCCGGCAGAGCUUCGUGGCCGAGCACCUGCGCGAGAUGGUGGCCUACCUGCUGGGCGCGCUGCGCGGCCGCGAGCGCGAGCGCGCCCAGGCCUUCGUCUGCCUGGGCCUGACCACGCUGGCCGUGGGCGAGGAGGCCGCGCGGCCCUUCCUGCCGCGGCUCUGGGAGCUGAUCCGCGCGGGCCUGCCGCAGCGCGAGACGCCGAGCAAGAAGCGCGCGCAGCCGCUGGAGCCGGCGCUGUUCGCCUGCGUGGGUCUGCUGGGCCACGCCUGCGGCCAGGAGGCGGCGCGCGAGCUGCGCGAGCUGCUGGAGCCCAUGCUGGCCACGGGCCUGUCGCCCGUGCUGACCACCUGCCUGCGCGAGCUGGCAGCCACGGUGCCGUCGCUGCGGCCCGACGUCUCGCAGGGUCUGCUGCGCAUGCUGUCGCAGAUGCUCAUGUACAAGCCUCUGCGCCACCCGGGCGCGCCCUGGACGGCCGCGGCCAGUCCGCAGACGAGCGGGCCGGGUCCCGGGGUGUACCACGCGCACCAGCACGCACCGGGCCCCGAGGCCGACGUGGCCGCCACCGUGCUGGGGCUGCGCACGCUCGGCACCUUCGACUUUGACGGCAGCCCUCUGCUGCAGUUCGUGCGCCGCUGCGCUGACUACUUUCUGGAUUGGGACGAGCCGGAGGUGCGCCUCGAGGCGGUCAAGACUUGCUCGCGGCUGCUACGGCUGGCCAGCGUGGGUCAGUCCGGGCCCACCGUCACCGCCACCGUGUCCAGCGUGCUGGGCAAGCUGCUGGUAGUCGGCAUCACCGACCAGGAGCCCGAGGUGCGCUACUGGGUGCUCGCCUCGCUGGACGAGCCUUUCGACAUCCACCUCGCGCAAGCAGAGAGCUUGUCCUGCCUGUUCGUCGCCAUGAACGACGAGGUGUUCGAGAUCCGCGAGUUGGCCAUCCGUACGAUCGGCCGGCUGAGCGGCAUGAAUCCGGCCUACGUAAUGCCGGCGCUGCGCAAGACCCUCAUCCAGUUGCUCACCGAGCUCGAGCAUUCGGGCAUGGGUCGCAACAAGGAGCAGGCGACGCGCAUGCUCGACCACUUAGUCUGCUCGGCGCCGCGGUUGAUCCGGCCCUACAUGGAGCCCGUGCUCAAAGUGCUCGUGCCCAAGCUGCGCGAGCCCGAGCCCAAUCCAGGCGUGGUGCUCGCCGUGCUGCGCGCGCUCGGCGACCUCGCCGAGGUCAGCGGUCAAGAGAUGCAGCCCUGGAUGCCCGAGCUGUUGUCCAUACUCCUGGAGAUGCUUGUCGACGCUUCGUCGCCGGAGAAGCGAGCUCUCGCCCUCUGGUUGCUCGGUCAGCUGGUUAGCAGCACCGGCCACGUGGUGCGCCCCUAUACGCAGUAUCCCUCGUUGCUGGAUGUGCUGAUGAACUUCCUGAAGACGGAGCAACAAUCGGUGGUGCGCCGCGAAACGAUCCGUGUUCUGGGAUUAUUGGGGGCUCUGGACCCCUACAAGCACAAGAUGAAUCUAGGUCAGAUUGCCUCGCCGCAGUACGAGAACGUGAGCUCAAGGCCAUCGGCAGACGGUCUGGGCGCGGGACUGGUGGCGGCUGGCGGGACGGCAACCGCCCUCGGCAAUGCCGGACCCGUCGGUGUCGGGGGUGCUCAUCCCGGCGAUGAGCUGAGCACUAGCGAGAUGUUGGUCAACAUGCCGUCGGCCACGCUCGAGGAAUAUUACCCCGCCAUAGCCAUAGCCACGCUGAUGCGUAUCAUUCGCGAGCCGACCCUCGCUCAGCAUCAUACGAUGGUCGUGCAAGCAGUCAGUUUCAUAUUCAAGAGUCUAGGCAUCAAGUGCGUGCCCUAUAUCGCCCAAGUGAUGCCAAGCUUCCUCAACGUAUUACGUAGCGCCGAUGUGAGCUUCCGCGAGUAUCUCUUCCAGCAGUUGGCCAUCCUCAUUGCCAUCGUCAAGCAGCACAUACGAAACUACCUCGACGAUAUAUUCGCAUUGGUGCAGGAAUUCUGGACGUGCAACAGUCCGCUGCAAGUCACCCUCAUUCUCUUGGUCGAGCACAUCGCCGUAGCUCUCGGCUCCGAGUUUAAGAUCUAUUUGCCUCGGCUGAUGCCGCAAAUCCUACGCGUGCUUUGCCACGACGCGAGCAAGGAGCGCCAGGUCACACUGAAACUGCUCCUGGCGUUGCAAAAGUUCGGGUCGAACCUCGACAGCUACCUGCACCUGAUUCUGCCGCCGGUAGUGCGACUGUUCCAGUGCCAAGAUCCGGGGCAGUCAGCGGCAGGUGGACAAGAGGUGCCCAUAGCCGUGGCACGCUCCGCCCUCGAGACCGUCGAGCAGCUAGCCGAAGUGCUGGAUUUCAGUGAUUUCUCGUCGCGUAUCGUGCAGCCACUGCUGCGCUGCCUCGAGCAGUGCCCUGACUUGCGUGGACCCGCCUGCGACACGCUGUGCGCCCUACUGCUCCAGCUCGGACCUAAGUUCCAGGUGUUCCUACCGCUGGUGCAGCGCGUGAUGACGCGCCAGCGUAUCGUCCACCAGCGUUUCGACGCCCUCGUUGAUAAGAUGCAGAGCGAGGCGCGCCUGGGUGGUGGCGUCGGCUUCGAACUGGGUAGCGAAAACGCUGAGCCGCCACGGUCGAGCGGAAUGACCCCCGCAGGCUUGGCCUCGCGGCGGCAGCGUCAAGCGCGCAUGCAAAGUCAGCGCGCCGAGCUGGGCCUAGCCUCGCACUCCAGCGACGCUACAGUCAUCAAGAAGCUCAACGUGUCCGCCUCAAAUCUGCAGAAGGCUUGGACGGCCACGCGACGUGUUUCCAAGGAUGACUGGCUCGAGUGGCUGCGCAGCCUUUCUAUCGGUCUGCUUAAGGAGUCGCCGUCGCCGGCUUUGCGCUCUUGCUGGGCUCUGGCACAGACCUAUUCGCAGCUGCCACGAGACCUCUUCAACGCGGCUUUUGUCUCGUGCUGGAGUGAGCUCGACGAGACUCAUCGAGCCGAGCUGAUCUCCACCCUUCAGCAGGCCCUCACGGUGCCGGAUCUGCCCGAGAUCAGUCAAACCAUUCUUAACAUCGCCGAGUUCAUGGAGCACUGCGAUAAAGGACCAUUGCCACUUGAUAUACGUAUACUCGGUGAAAGAGCCAUGCAUUGCCGCGCCUACGCCAAAGCCUUGCACUACAAGGAGGAUGAGUUUCAUAAAAACAGAAGCAGUGCCGUGUUCGAGUCACUGAUAAGUAUUAACAACAAGCUGCAGCAGAAGGAAGCGGCUGAGGGUUUGCUCGAGUACGUGAUGAAUCAGCAGCAGCAACAACAGCAGGAAAACAAAGGCAAUCAGCAGGAGGGUAAACAAGAGCUGAAGGUGCAGGUGCGUUGGUACGAGAAGCUGCACAAUUGGGACAAAGCCUUACAUCUGUAUCGCGAGCGUCUGGAGGUCGACGCGCAAGACGUGGAAUCGACUCUAGGCGAGAUGCGUUGCUUAGAAGCUCUGGGCGAGUGGGGCCAGCUGCAUGAAGUCGCUAUGACUCAGUGGGCUUCGCACUCGCAGGAAACUAAACAACGUAUGGCUAGAAUGGCCGCUGCAGCGGCUUGGGGUCUGAACCAGUGGGAGAGCAUGCAACGUUACGUCGCUCUCAUACCCGAGGACUCUCAGGACGGAGCCUUCUAUAGAGCCGUGCUGGCUAUUCACGACGAGCAGUACGAUCUUGCACAUCGGCUCAUCGACAACGCCAGAGAUUUACUUGAUACCGAACUCACAGCUAUGGUGGGCGAAAGUUACCAAAGAGCUUACAACGCCAUGGUCGAGGUGCAAAAAUUGGCUGAGCUCGAGGAAGUCAUACAGUACAAAUUAGUGCCAGAAAGACGAGCUACGAUCAAGUCCAUGUGGUGGGAACGAUUGCAAGGUGGCCAACGUAUCGUUGAGGACUGGCAGAAGAUCAUACAGGUGCACACACUUGUCAUUUCACCUCAGGACGACAUGUACACUUGGCUCAAGUAUGCUAGUCUUUGUCGGAAGAGUGGCAAUCUUCAGCUAUGUCACAAGACGCUUGUGAUGCUACUUGGCGCUGAUCCUUCUCAGCGACCGGAGCAACCGGUUCCUACGCAACAUCCUCAAGUUACUUUUGCCUACUGUAAGCACAUGUGGGUCGCCGACAAACGCGAAGAAGCCUAUGGUCAGCUGCAACGUUUCGUACAGAAUUUCUUCCCAAAUCAGCAACAAAAUCCGGUACAAGUAGAGGACGAACGACAAUCGGAGGUGCGCCAGCGGCUGUUGGCUCGUUGUAAUCUCAAACUGGGCGAGUGGCUGGAAGCUUUGCAUGGCAUCGACGAGAAAUCCAUUCCAGCGGUGCUUUUAUACUACGCAGCGGCAACCAAACACGAUCCCAGCUGGUACAAAGCCUGGCACGCGUUCGCAUACACCAACUUUGAGGCAGUUCUCUUCUACAAGCAUCAGCAACAAGCUGAAGCGAACGCCGCUGCCGUAGCUGCUGCCAAUUCCGUCGAGAGCCCGACGGUUGCCAUGCCCGCGCAGAGCCACGCUUUUGCUUCCCAAUACAUCUCGCGCUUCACCGUGCCGGCUCUCGAAGGUUUUAUCAGAUCAAUCAACCUUUCACAUGGUAACUCUCUCCAAGACACACUGAGGCUGCUCACUCUCUGGUUUGAGUACGGUCAGUGGCCCGAAGUUUACGAGGCAAUUAUCGAGGGUAUCCGCCUGAUAGAGAUCAACACCUGGCUACAGGUGAUACCUCAACUCAUAGCUCGCAUCGACACUCCUCGAGCCUUAGUCGGUCGCUGCAUUCAUAAUUUGCUCGUAGACAUCGGCAAGUCGCACCCACAGGCACUGGUCUAUCCAUUGACCGUAGCUUCCAAGAGCGCCAGCCCAGCACGCAAGACCGCUGCCAAUAAGAUUCUGAACAGCAUGAGCGAGCACAGUCCAACCUUGGUACAGCAGGCGAAAAUGGUCAGUGACGAAUUGAUUCGCGUUGCCAUACUUUGGCACGAGCUCUGGCACGAAGGUCUUGAGGAAGCAAGUCGUCUGUAUUUUGGAGAGCGUAAUGUCAAAGGUAUGUUUGACACUUUGGAGCCGCUACACGCGAUGCUCGAGCGGGGCCCUCAGACUCUCAAGGAAACGUCCUUCAAUCAGGCCUACGGUAGGGAUUUGAUGGAGGCGCAAGAUUGGUGUCACAGAUACAAGGUGUCAGGAAACGUGCGUGAUCUGAAUCAAGCCUGGGACCUAUACUACCACGUAUUUCGGCGUAUUUCCCGACAACUGCCUCAGCUAACUAGUCUCGAGUUGCAAUACGUCAGUCCUAAAUUAUUGCUGUGUCGAGAUCUCGAACUUGCAGUACCCGGUAGCUAUCAACCGGGUCAACCGAUCGUCAAGAUUGGCAGUAUUCAUAGCUCUAUGCAAGUGAUUACCAGCAAACAGCGCCCAAGAAAACUUUGCAUCAAAGGAAGUAAUGGCAAGGACUACAUGUUCCUAUUGAAAGGACACGAAGAUCUUCGCCAAGACGAGCGAGUAAUGCAACUAUUUGGUUUAGUCAAUACUCUGCUACUUCACGAUCCUGACACGUUCAGGAGGAAUCUCACGAUUCAGAGGUAUGCCGUCAUCCCAUUGUCAACGAACAGUGGUCUCAUCGGAUGGGUUCCACACUGCGAUACUUUGCAUACUCUGAUAAGAGACUAUCGGGAGAAAAAGAAAAUUCUGCUGAAUAUUGAACAUAGAAUAAUGUUGAGGAUGGCUCCUGAUUAUGAUCACUUGAUGCUGAUGCAAAAGGUCGAGGUGUUUGAACACGCGCUCGAGCACACUCACGGCGAUGAUUUAGCUCGACUACUUUGGCUCAAGUCGCCUUCGUCGGAAGUCUGGUUCGAUCGCCGCACCAAUUAUACUCGAUCUCUCGCCGUGAUGUCAAUGGUCGGCUAUAUUCUUGGUCUAGGAGAUCGGCAUCCCUCGAAUUUGAUGUUGGAUCGUCUUACCGGCAAGAUUCUCCACAUUGACUUUGGUGAUUGUUUUGAGGUGGCGAUGACGAGGGAAAAAUUCCCUGAAAAAAUCCCAUUCCGUUUGACUCGAAUGCUUAUCAACGCCAUGGAAGUGACGGGUAUCGAGGGAACCUAUCGUUGUACCUGUGAAUCUGUUAUGUCGGUAUUGCACCGAAAUAAGGAUAGUCUGAUGGCCGUGCUUGAGGCUUUUGUUUAUGAUCCAUUGCUCAAUUGGAGGCUGAUGGAUAAUGCCCAACCAAAGAGUAAGCGAAGCGAAGCACAAGGAAUAAGUUCGGGCAGCAGCCAAGAACACGCCGACAUGCUCGAUUCGCUUACCGCUACCCUACCAAAAAAAGGCGUGCCUUGUAAUAUCGACAACGGAGGUACGUUAAUUAAUGCUUAUUGCUUUGCUGAUGCGUUGGAAUUAAUAAUUCCGAUAACUCGUAAAUUUCAUUGCUUUUUUGUAGGCGAAAGUAGUCAGCCCGAGGCUCUCAAUAAAAAAGCGCUACAAAUUAUUAAUCGGGUCCGAGACAAAUUGACAGGGCGUGAUUUCUCACACGAAGAAACGCUCACCGUGCAGCGCCAAGUAGAUUUGCUUAUUCGACAGGCAACCAACAAUGAGAAUCUUUGUCAGUGUUACAUUGGAUGGUGUCCAUUCUGGUAAAGACGCAAUACAUACAGAUAUAUAUACUUUUUCUAUUUACGCCUUUACAAGUGACAAUUAGGGAUAAGUAUACAGUACUGAGGAGAAACUACUUUUACAUUCGUUUUUCUUCAAUAUUUUG